AUGCCAAAAUUCUUUUGCGAUUAUUGCGAUGUCUACCUCACGCACGACUCCAUGAGCGUGCGCAAGGCCCACAACAGCGGUCGCAACCAUCUCCGCAACGUUGUCGAUUACUACCAACAAAUCGGUCACGAAAAGGCCCAGUCCGUCAUCGACUCCAUCACCAACUCCUACGCCGCCGAAGGCCAAGCCCACGCCAACCCCAUGCUGCCACAAAAUCAACCCGGCGGAUUCGGCUCCAACCCCUUCCCUCCUCCCGGCGCAGGCUUCCCAGGCAUGCCACCCCCAGGCUUCCCCGGUGCCUUCCCCGGUGCACCAGGCGCUCCUCCGUUCCCACCUCCGUUCCCUGGCGCCCCAGGUGGUGCCAACGCCCCUCCAUUUCCGCCGCCAUUCCCCUUCCCAGGUGCGCCAAAUUCAGCUUCCCCUGCCGGCGGGGCACCUCCUUUCCCGCUUCCACCUUUCCCACCUGGAGGAGCUGGUGCUGCUUUCCCGCCUCCUCCUGGUGGCGGCAUGCCACCUUUCCCACCACCAAACGGAGCGGUGCCCCCUCCAGGGGCUUUCCCUCCACCGGGUGGUAUGCCAUUCCCACCGCCGGGAGGGCAGUUCCCGCCUUUCCCUCCUCCAGGAGCGGGUGGGUUCCCGGGUGGUGGUAGACAGUAG
Molecule: messenger RNA, 657 nt
Organism: Podospora anserina S mat+
Lineage: Eukaryota; Fungi; Ascomycota; Sordariomycetes; Sordariales; Podosporaceae
Exons: 3
Coding region: 1-657 (218 amino acids)
Biological process (GO): mRNA 5'-splice site recognition; mRNA splicing, via spliceosome; spliceosomal snRNP assembly
Cellular component (GO): U1 snRNP; nucleus
Molecular function (GO): zinc ion binding; pre-mRNA 5'-splice site binding
Source: RefSeq, a predicted model, not a curated record